Trypanosoma brucei brucei TREU927 is the source of this 7717-nucleotide messenger RNA. The record is from the annotation of a RefSeq genome assembly. Lineage: Eukaryota; Euglenozoa; Kinetoplastea; Trypanosomatida; Trypanosomatidae.
AUGUCAAGAGCAAAUAGUCCCGCAGCUCCACAAGGAAAUAAUGAAAACCAACAAGUGGCAGGUAAUAUUGAAGGGCCCAUGAGGAGGCCACGGGAUGAAAAUGUACCGCCACCUCCUGCUGCUGCUGCUGCUCAGCCUCCACAAAUACGGCAGAGAACUGAAGAGGGGCCCAACUGGACGAUGAAUAGUUCUAUUGAAGAUGUAUUGCUGCAACGCUGUGAGGGUUUGAGGGAUAUGAAGUUGCAUGACUUUCUGCUGAAAAAAUUCUCUAAUACGUAUGACACAGAGAAUGUGGCAAUGGAUGUGUUUGUUCAGAGCCCGGAGUAUUAUAUUUUGGAUGCCGGGAUUCUAGGAAGGAUACGGCGGCUUGAUGAAUUUAAAACAGUGAGGGCAGCUAUUUAUCUGUCUGAGAAGGAAAUUUACUACCUCCGGCAGUGGGAGGAGAAGGGAAGAGGGGAAAUAAGGGAAUUUGUUGGUCCCGUGGCGAGGGGAAUGUUGGAUGGAGCGUUGGCGGCCGCCAAAGAAGCAAGGAAACGAGCUCACCAAACAGCUGAUGGUGUCGAACUGAAAGGAGUAUAUGAAUCCGUAUACAAUGCGACGUGGGGUUAUGUGGAAUCGGGCCACAAUGAUUUACCUCUUGGCAUGAAGGUUGUGGGUAAUAGUGACGGCGAGCCCGAGUUGUGGACAGAAGAGGAGGUGAAUGUCAGUCACACGCCUUAUGACUUGUGCGACCCACUGCCUCGUCACGGUAAUUUAGAGAUUGCUGUGCUCACCUCGCAGAAGGGUUGGCCGUUUAACCGUUUCCGUAUUCCGCGAAGUGUAAUUCAAGAGGGUGCGGAGGAACCAGGAGACUACGUGUUUGACCGGGAUGUGUACAUUCGUCGAGAGGUAAUGAGAGUGUGGUAUCUUGUGAAGCAGAGGCUGGAUUUGUGGUUAGGGCCAGGCGUGAAUAAAAAAAAGAUACCUUGCGUCCUCGUUGGCACUCCAGGUAUUGGGAAAUCAUUUGGUGUUGGCUCGUUUCUGCUCCAAACCCUGGCGAUGCCGGCCACCUCAACGUGGUGCCAGGGUCCAGUACCCCGUAUCAUCGGGGGAAGCCAAGAGCCAGCAGCGUUCCUUUCAUGGGGAACACUGCUGUGCUCCGGCUACGGCAUCAUACAGCACAGGGAUCAGCAGCGUCUUGCUGGGACACCGUCUUUCAUUUGUCGGUCCCUGGGCACGUGCCAGCGUGCCAUCAGCAGUAUCAUCCGCACUAAGAUGCUGCUGUCCGGUGAUGUGGAAGAGAAUCCCGGCCCGUCGUUGCGCGGGAUGCAGUGGAACUGCGCCGGGCUAUCUCAAGGAAAGAGAUUAGCACUCCACAAAACCCUUGUUGAUGAGCGGAUCGCCUUUUGUCUGUUGAGCGAGACAAGGAUGACGCCUGGAGAGGCGGCUUGCUUUAGCGUUGCUGGCUACCAACAUCACGGAAUAGCUCGUAACUGCAAAGGAGGUGGUGUAUCAAUACUAGUGAGGGAGGACCUACCAGUCGAGACCGGUAUGGCCGUUAUUGGUCGCAUUGAACAAGUGCAUGCAACAAUUCACCUUGCACGUGGAACGGCGCUGACUGUCACGUCGGCAUACAUCCCACCAAAACACACCUUCACGGCAACUGACCUAGAUACGCUUCUGACGACUGACGGUGCCCAGCUCAUCGGUGCAGACGCUAACGCACACGCGUUGGCAUGGGAUCGCGCGAGCCCACCAAAUACCAAGGGUGAAACCCUCACACAGUGGUGCAUUGACAACCAGUUUCUGGUCUGCAACACUGGUGAGUGCACCAGGUACGCGCGCCACCACGGGGAGUCCACCCCUGAUGUGACACUGUCAAGGAAUUGCACAGUGUACACGUGGACAUCGCUGUAUUCUCCCGAUAGCGAUCACCAUCACAUAUUUUUCGACGUUAUCGUUGGAGACGACACAGAUGCACUGAGUUGCCCGCGGCUUCAAAAGCCCAUGUACGCAUGGCUAAAAGCUAACUGGAGGAAUUUCCGUCUCAAGGUUGACGAGCUCUGCAGGAAAAUUGGUAGAGAGAAGAACGUCAACACCCUGGAACAGAAAUUGAGCUCCGCCAUCCGCAUUGCGACGAAGGUCUCCGUCCCCCGUGGCUGCAGAGCAACGCCACCACAUUGGACACCUGAGCUCGCGAAACUCGAUGAAGAGAUCGCUGGAUGCGGACCCUCCCACCGAAGGGAAAAGUUGGUAGCCACGCGUAAGCAGAUCCUGGACCGUACCACAAAGAAGAGAUGGAGCACGCUAUGCUCCAGACUUGCGGUGUCAGACCGCUGCAGUUGGCACAUUGUCAAGAAGGUAUAUGCGCCACGACCACUAACCACACCGGCUGUACUUGUAGAUAACGCGGCCAUCACGGACUACCGUCAAGCUGAGAGGUUCAGUAAACUGUACUCGUCCCGCGCAAGAAGGCACCCCGACUCACACCCACCGGCACCAAUAAAGACGAUAGCGAGUGAGUUCAGUCCCAUCACGAUGGCUGAACUACGGAGAUCGAUCAAACUGCUACCGAGUGGAUCCGCAGCCGGACCUGAUUGCUUAUACAACGAGGCACUGCAACAUCUCGGCAGAACAGCGCUGAAUGUUGUUCUGAGGCUAUUCAAUGAGAGCCUACGAACGGGAGUCGUGCCGCCUGCAUGGAAGACUGGUGUUAUCAUCCCCAUCCUGAAGGCCGGAAAAAAGGCGGAGGACCUCGAUUCUUACAGGCCUGUGACGCUCACGAGCUGUCUCUGCAAAGUCAUGGAGCGCAUAAUUGCCGCGAGACUUAGAGACACUGUUGAGUCCCAGCUGACGCCGCAGCAAUCAGGCUUUCGCCCCGGAUGCUCAACGCUCGAACAACUCCUGCACGUCCGCGCUGCCCUCUGCCGUCCCACGCACCAAUAUCGUACGGGUGCUGUAUUCGUUGACUACGAGAAGGCAUUUGAUACAGUAGACCACGACAAAAUUGCGAGGGAAAUGCACAGAAUGAAGGUAUCACCCCACAUUGUGAAGUGGUGCGUAUCAUUUCUGAGUAACCGAACUGGCAGAGUGAGAUUCAAGGAGAAGCUUUCCAGAAGCAGAACAUUUGAGCGAGGAGUGCCACAAGGAACUGUCCUUGGCCCAAUCAUGUUCAUUAUUGUCAUGAACUCGUUGAGCCAACGCCUUGCAGAGGUGCCGUUACUGCAGCACGGAUUCUUUGCAGACGACCUAACGCUACUUGCGAGGCACACAGAGAGGGAUGUCAUCAACCACACACUACAAUGCGGUCUAAACGUGGUGUUACAGUGGUCAAAAGAGUACUUCAUGUCUGUCAACGUAGCGAAAACAAAGUGCACACUCUUCGGGUGUAUAGAGCGCCACCCCCUUACAUUACAACUGGACGGUGAAAGAAUAGGAGCUGACAGGACACCGAAGCUUCUAGGAGUAACAUUCCAGUGUCUGCAGGGGAUGGCAACACAUGCGGCCGAAACGAGACGCAAGAUGGACUUCCGACUACUGCAGAUAGCAGCCAUCUCAGCUUCUACAUGGGGGCCAAGACGACAAGUACUGAGAACUUUUUAUCUAGCACUCGUACAGGCACACACCAUGUAUGGCAUUGAGGUAUGGUACUGGGACGCUUCGGAACGAAGUCGCGACCUCCUUGCAUCAGCACAACACAAAGCCAGUCGCAUCAUAGCCGGCAUACCGCAUGGGACGCGCAAAGAGGACUCUCUGCUGGAAGCAAACCUCCUGCCACUCAAGACGGCCACUCUUGUGCGCAGCAUGAAAUUCAUGCUGAUGUGUGAGUCACGAGGCGGAUGUUUGCGGCGCAGUGCUGAAGAAGUAUACCACAGCAAACACCCAGUCAGAGCCCUACAUUCCCGUAUCAUGCGGUCCUACCCCCACCUCCGCAUUGAGCCACGCGAGCACCCACUAGAGACAUCGACGCUCCGCCACAGCUGCCGACCGAUAUUUCACACGCAGAUAAAGCCUGUGUGCGCUGAUGACCCUGACGAUGUCAAAAGGGAGGCUUCCGAAAAGUGGAUUGAACGACAUUUUGCACGGAGGGGGAAGGAGCCACCGCGGCGAGAGCACUACGAAUUGUGGACUGAUGGAUCCGUGUCCCUCGGUGAGAAGUCCGGAGCAGCUGCCCUGCUCUAUAGAAACAACACGCUGAUUUGUGCACCUAAGACAGGAGCAGGGGAACUUUCAUGCAGUUACAGAGCGGAAUGCGUAGCAUUAGAGAUAGGACUGCAACGGCUGCUGAAAUGGCUUCCGGCAUACAGAACCACACCGAGCAGGUUGUCCAUCUUCUCUGACUCGCUGUCAAUGUUAACAGCACUGCAGACAGGCCCCCUAGCCGUAACGGACCCAAUUCUAAGACGACUAUGGAGGCUUCUGCUUCAAGUUCAGAGAAGGAAGAUACGUAUCCGACUGCAAUUUGUGUUUGGCCAUUGUGGCGUGAAACGGAAUGAGGUUUGCGAUGACAUGGCCAAAAAGGCCGCAGAUUUACCACAGUUGCGAGACACAUGGAUCCCCGACAUCAUUGCUUAUGCGAAGCGAGUGCUUAGGUCGGAAGAAGUCCAUGAGAACACUCAUAGGUUUGGUAUCACGGGCAACCACUUUCCAACAAAACAUAAGGAAGAACUGACGAGGGAAGAAGAAACGGCACUGGCACGCUUUCGGGUUGGGUCUUCAAGACACUAUGGAUGGAUGUUGCGAAAGAUUAACCCGAGUGUGCCUCCACAGUGCCGAUGGUGCAACCCGCAACAUGCAGAGAUAGGGCCAACAAUACAAACAGCCCCAACUGUUGCGACACGCACUCUUCAAAGAACCUCCGAACCGACCAAAUGUACGGAAUGUGAUGCCACAUACCAAUGCCGCUCGAGUGCUGUAACGCAUAUGGUAAACAAACAUGGCUUUGUGCGAGCUGAUGCCCUCCGGAGGAUCAAAUACGGCGAUGCAACACCUGCAGUGGAUAUCCCCCCGGAGCCCCCUCCAGUGGUGGCGAUCGUUCCCCUACCAUCGAGCACACGAGUCCCGAUGAGACCGCAGGUGCUUCAUUGUACCAUCUGUGCCUCCAAAUUCGCAGUGCCAGGCAGACUACUACACCACCUUAGAACAAUACAUGGCAUAGGCAGCGGCAGUUGCCGCGUGAAAAGGGGGCGAGAGAACGAGGACUCAGUGCAAGGAGAUGGUAAAGCCCCAGCAGCGCCAGCCUCUCAGGAUACACGGAAGCUGCCGUUUCAAUGUGACCUGUGCGAGGCGAGCUUCGGUACACGUUCUUCCCUGACACUACACAAGAAAUUCAAACAUAAAAGCAUAGUGACGGAGGACGGUACCGUGGUGUUGGUGCAAUUCCCUCGUAAGCGUGCCCGUGAGGGAAACGUUGACGUCCCGGGGAAGGGCGAGGUGCAGUGUGGUGUGUGCCAAAAAGUGCUCAGUUGCAGGGACUCCCUCAUCCGACACUGUAAGGCUUUCCACAAAGGUGAGGGAGUCGAGCUUAAAUGCAGCAAAAGCACAAAAUUGUGUGCCACUGAUUCCCCGCAUACAAACACAUCCAUGUUGGUGUGCCCGACAUGCGGAAGGCAGUGUGCUAGCAAAACUGGCCUCACCCUACAUCAAAAGAAGAUGCACGGUAUGAAGGUAGAGCGCGCUGUUACCAGCCAACGCGGCGACUGCGAAGAAACGUCGCUGCACUUGAUGAGCUGUCCCGGUUUGAAGGAGUUACGUGUCAGAUUUGCGGUAGAAGGUGAGUGUGUGCAGGAUGUAUGUUUCUCCAAAAGGCUGGCGCAGUUUCUCAUUGCGGUUGAACGGAGCCGGCCGCAGGUGAAGUCCUCACCUAAGGUAACAGUCAUACAACCCACUCUCCCUUCUGCAACUUCCCCCCUUAUUGCCGAAUGUGGAGCUAGCAGGAAAAGCACCGGACGCAGGAAUAGUCCAGACACCCUCAGAGACAGAGGAGGUAUGCAGUCAACAAGCAACAGAAACAGAAAGAGGGGGAGAGAAUAAUAAACGAAUAACAAAAAUCAAAACAAAAGGAUUGCUAAUUGACAUCUUUGGGAGAGUCCGGGGUGAGGGGGGCUUCUCGCCCCAUCUACUGUAUUCCGUUCAUAUGCGGAGCUACAACAAAAAUUAUAGAGGGUGUGUUAGGAUGAAUAAAAAAGGGAGACUCUGCCACAGUCGCCAGACCGAUAGCAUCUCAGGGCUCUACGGUGAUGGCUGAUGGCCGCGCCAGUUGGGAGAAACUCUCACGAAGGCACGAAGAAAAUUCAAAAAAAAAAUUCUGCUCCAAAGGUUGCUGCAUUACGAUUCGGAGCUGUUGCGGAUUAUCGCUUAUUUUGUGAAGGGUAGGGCAUAUAUUUUCUUCAGGGCGACAAAUGUUCAUCCGAGAAAGGUUGUAUUUUAUGAAGAAGAAAAAGAUGGAGUGGAUGCUGUCAAUGACUUGGCUGAUGAAGAAGGUCUUGGUUACAUUAUAUACGACUUUGCGAAAGAGAGAGAUGAACCCAUACCGACAAAAUUGCCGGAAACGUGGCCCGUAAUUGUGUUGACAUCUCCAGAUCCAAAUAACUACAGACGCUGGAAGCGGCCACGGGCUUGCGAGCGCUUUUGCAUCAAUUGCUAUGAAGAGGUGGAACUGAAGGCUGCGGUUGCGUGGAGGCGGCUGUCGAAGUUGGACGAAAGUAAAAUCACCGAAGCUCACAUCAUAAACCUUGAGAAUGAAUGGCAGAAAAUAGAAGGAUGGAUUAAGAAGGUGGGCCCACUGGCCCGCCAAGUACUGGAAGGUGAAAAACGCUACAAGGGCCGCGUUAGAGAAAUAAAUGAGGCACUGGCAGAAAUCAGUAGAGGCGAUGAUAGUCACUACAUGAAGGUGCUGAAUAGUCGAGUUCAAUGGCGCCAGGACGGGACUACUUACAUGUUAGCUAAGUUGGUCCGGGUUGUAACUGAGAAUGGAGAAGAAUGCAGAAACAGAGCUGUUUCCAUUGAUAUUGAGCAGAAAUUGAGAGUGUGGGCGAACACAGCAUGUAUGCGAGACAAUUACCUUCGAAAGGUUUUUCGUGGGAAAGAAGAGCGGGCCGCUGAUGAAUUUGAAAAUGUGGGCAUAUUUGCCUUCACGAUGAGAAAUGUUGUGCAGACGAUUGUGACGCACCUGCGGUAUCUCCCUCGCGUUGGAGAAGAAAUGGAUUCAAAUGUAUCCGCUCUGGCAAGUGGUAAUGCCGUGGGACGUGUUCCAACUUCACUUCGUCAUAUUUACCCCGAAACGACAGGCCAAGACAUCAAGGUUGGGUGCCUUUACCGACCUGUACAGGGAAAUUUCCCCGUUGUGGACGCCUUUUUCUUUGUAACUGAGCCAGCUGUUGAUAGAGAAGGAAGAGCGAUCAUUACAACAACAAUUGUUCUGCUCCAGGCGACAGUGGCACCAACGCAUCACACGACACGAGAGAAGGUAGAUAAGUUUAUCAAGGCAAUGAAACAAUUGUUUGGUGAAUGGGAUAAGCUCGCAAGAAACUUGAAAUGGGAGCUGAUUUACAUACAGUACAGUGACAGCAAGCCAAUCGAGGAGAGGCAGAAGUGCGAACCAGUUGGGGGCAGAGGCGAUUAUACUACAGAGUUGUGGAAUAGAAUCAACCAGUUUCAAGUGAAGAUGGAAGGGAAUAUUGUUAAGGAGAUCACCCAGGAUGAACCAAACGCUAUUGCUGGUGGCCCCGCUGCCUGA